Cynocephalus volans (Philippine flying lemur) is the source of this 4007-nucleotide messenger RNA. It is a transcript of the gene POLR1B, whose product is annotated as RNA polymerase I subunit B. The coding region runs from base 49 to 3456 and encodes 1135 amino acids. Gene Ontology annotation, molecular function: ribonucleoside binding; DNA binding. Gene Ontology annotation, biological process: DNA-templated transcription. Gene Ontology annotation, cellular component: RNA polymerase I complex; nucleus. The record is from RefSeq and is a predicted model, not a curated record. The transcript has 15 exons. Lineage: Eukaryota; Metazoa; Chordata; Mammalia; Dermoptera; Cynocephalidae.
UCCGGCGGGUGCCGACUGGCCGCUGGCGUCCGGUGUGCUGGCGGCCGCAUGGAUCCUGACGGCCGGUGGCGGAACCUGCCCAGCGGGCCUAGCCUGAAGCACUUGACCGACCCCUCUUACGGGAUCCCGCGGGAGCAGCAAAAGGCAGCGUUGCAGGAGCUGACGCGGGCGCAUGUGGACUCCUUCAACUACGCUGUGCGCGAGGGGCUCAGCCACGCGGUGCAGGCCAUACCUCCCUUUGAAUUUACUUUCAAAGAUGAGCGCAUCUCUCUUACUAUUGUGGAUGCUGUUAUCAGUCCACCCACAGUUCCCAAAGGGACCAUCUGUAAAGAGCUCAACGUUUAUCCAGCAGAAUGUCGAGGCCGAAGGAGUACCUACCGUGGGAAGUUGACAGCGGAUAUCAGUUGGGCAGUGAAUGGAAUCUCAAAAGGAAUCGUUAAGCAGUUCCUUGGCUAUGUUCCUAUCAUGGUGAAGUCCAAGCUUUGCAACUUACACAACCUUCCUCCACAAGCCCUCAUUGAGCACCAUGAGGAGACAGAGGAAAUGGGAGGCUAUUUUAUAAUCAAUGGCAUUGAAAAAGUCAUCCGAAUGUUGAUUAUGCCUCGGAGAAAUUUCCCUAUUGCAAUGAUAAGACCAAAAUGGAAAAACAGAGGGCCUGGCUAUACACAGUUUGGAGUUUCAAUACACUGUGUGAGGGAAGAACAUUCGGCUGUUAAUAUGAACCUUCACUACUUGGAAAAUGGCACAGUUAUGUUGAACUUUAUUUACCGGAAAGAACUGUUUUUUCUUCCUUUGGGAUUUGCACUUAAGGCACUUGUCAGCUUUUCCGAUUAUCAGAUUUUUCAAGAGCUCAUCAAAGGAAAAGAGGAUGAUUCUUUCUUUAGGAACUCUGUUUCUCAGAUGUUACGGAUUGUAAUGGAAGAGGGUUGUUCCACACAAAAACAGGUCCAUAACUAUCUAGGUGAAUGCUUCAGAGUAAAACUCAAUCUUCCUGACUGGUACCCAAACGAACAAGCAGCAGAGUUCCUGUUUAACCAGUGCAUCUGCAUCCACUUGAAAUCCAAUGUUGAAAAGUUUUAUAUGCUUUGUCUCAUGACUCGGAAGCUCUUUGCUUUAGCCAAAGGAGAGUGCAUGGAGGACAAUCCUGAUAGUUUAGUGAAUCAAGAAGUCCUUACUCCUGGUCAGCUCUUCCUGAUGUUUCUGAAGGAAAAAAUGGAAGCUUGGUUAGUGUCUAUUAAAAUAGUUCUUGAUAAGAAAGCUCAAAAGACCAGUGUAUCCAUGAACACUGAAAAUAUGGUGAAGAUUUUUAAUCUGGGAACAGACCUUACAAGACCAUUUGAGUAUCUUCUUGCUACUGGGAAUCUGCGUUCUAAAACAGGUCUUGGCUUCCUGCAAAAUUCUGGACUUUGUGUUGUGGCUGACAAGCUGAACUUCAUACGCUAUCUCUCCCAUUUCCGCUGUGUGCACAGAGGGGCUGAUUUUGCUAAGAUGAGGACCACCACAGUUCGCAGGCUGCUGCCAGAGUCCUGGGGCUUCCUUUGUCCUGUGCACACCCCAGACGGGGAACCCUGUGGUCUGAUGAACCACUUGACUGCCGUGUGUGAGGUUGUCACACAGUUUGUGUAUACAACAUCUGUUCCAGCUUUGCUCUGCAGCUUGGGGGUCACUCCCAUCGAUGGAGCUCCACAUCGACCAUACAGUGAGUGCUACCCAGUCCUGCUGGAUGGCAUCAUGGUUGGCUGGGUCGAUAAGGAGCUUGCUCCUGGCAUCGCAGAUUGUCUCCGUCAUUUUAAGGUGUUGAGAGAAAAAAGAAUUCCUCCCUGGAUGGAAGUGGUUCUUAUCCCCAUGACAGGAAAACCAAGUCUGUACCCAGGAUUGUUCCUUUUCACCACUCCUUGUAGACUGGUACGGCCUGUACAGAACUUAGAAUUAGGCAAAGAAGAACUAAUUGGAACUAUGGAACAGAUCUUCAUGAACAUUGCCAUCUUUGAGGAUGAGGUUUUUGCUGGAGUUACCACACACCAGGAGCUCUUCCCUCACAGCCUGCUGAGUGUGAUUGCCAACUUCAUUCCCUUCUCCGAUCACAACCAGAGUCCGCGGAACAUGUACCAGUGCCAGAUGGGUAAGCAAACUAUGGGCUUUCCUCUUCUCACUUUUCAAGACCGAUCAGAUAAUAAACUGUAUCGCCUUCAGACUCCACAGAGUCCCUUAGUAAGACCAUACAUGUAUGAUUAUUAUGACAUGGAUAACUACCCAAUUGGGACAAAUGCCACUGUUGCUGUGAUAUCUUACACUGGUUAUGAUAUGGAAGAUGCCAUGAUUGUGAAUAAGGCCUCUUGGGAACGAGGCUUUGCCCAUGGAAGUGUCUACAAGUCUGACUUCAUAGACCUCUCCGAAAAAAUUAAACAAGGAGAUGACAGUCUAGUGUUUGGAGUCAAACUUGGUGACCCACGGAUUUUGCAGAAGUUGGAUGAUGAUGGAUUGCCGUUUAUAGGAGCAAAACUGCAGUAUGGAGAUCCGUAUUAUGGCUAUCUAAACCUCAACACGGGGGAAAGCUUUGUGAUGUAUUACAAGAGUAAAGAAAAUUGUAUUGUGGAUAACAUCAAAGUGUGCAGUAAUGACACUGGGAGUGGAAAGUUCAAGUGUGUUUGCAUCACGAUGAGAGUCCCUCGGAACCCAACUAUCGGAGAUAAAUUUGCCAGUCGUCAUGGGCAGAAGGGCAUUUUGAGCAGAUUGUGGCCGGCUGAGGACAUGCCUUUUACUGAGAGUGGGAUGGUCCCAGAUAUUCUGUUCAAUCCUCAUGGCUUUCCAUCCCGUAUGACCAUCGGUAUGCUAAUUGAGAGUAUGGCUGGGAAGUCUGCAGCUUUGCAUGGUCUCUGCCAUGAUGCUACACCCUUCAUCUUCUCAGAGGAGAACUCUGCCUUAGAAUACUUUGGUGAGAUGCUAAAGGCUGCUGGCUACAACUUCUAUGGCACCGAAAGGUUGUAUAGUGGCAUCAGUGGGCUAGAACUGGAAGCAGACAUUUUCAUAGGUGUGGUUUAUUAUCAACGCUUACGCCACAUGGUCUCAGACAAAUUUCAGGUUAGAACAACUGGAGCCAGAGACAAAGUCACCAACCAGCCUAUUGGGGGAAGAAAUGUCCAGGGUGGAAUCCGUUUUGGGGAGAUGGAGCGGGAUGCUCUUUUAGCUCAUGGUACAUCUUUCCUCCUUCAUGACCGCCUCUUCAACUGCUCUGAUCGAUCGGUAGCCCACGUGUGCGUGAAGUGUGGCAGUUUACUCUCUCCACUGUUAGAGAAGCCGCCCCCUUCUUGGUCUGCCAUGCGCAACAGAAAAUACAACUGUACUUUAUGUAAUCGCAGUGACACUAUUGAUACUGUUUCUGUGCCUUAUGUUUUUCGGUAUUUUGUAGCUGAACUGGCAGCUAUGAACAUCAAAGUGAAGUUGGAUGUCAUUUAACUUGAGCUGGCCUUUUGGGUUAGGAGCUGUAUCAGAUUAACACAAAAUUUAACUUUAGUUCAGUGAAGAUACUUACUAGGUUACUCUUGGGUUUUUUAAGGGUGUUAGAACUCUCAACCAAGACCUGGCAACUAUGAAUUCAAAAUUUCUGAAUCUCUCUGGUACAACUACUGAAGUUGAUUUUUGGUAUACUUGUUCAAAAAAAAUUCCACAUAUAACUUCUUAAAAAGUGAUACCUUGAUAAAUAAAAGGGUGUACAAGGAAAAGUUUCCUUUCCAAUCCCAGGUUCCCUAUACCAUGCUUCCAACACGCAGUGAGUGUCACACAUCUGUUAGUGCAUCUAGAGCAGAGCAGUACAUUACAAAUAUAAUGCCAAUCAUAUAGGUAAUUUUAUAUUUUCUUAUAGCUUCAUUUGAAUAAAAACAGGUUUUUUUAACAGCUUUAUUGAAGUGUAGUUAUACAACACCACAUAUGUAUGCAGUUUGGCUUUGAACAUAUGCACACACUUGUCAAAGUCAAGGUAAUAAACAUAUCCAUCAUCUUCAAAAGUU